AUGGGAGAAAGCGACGCAUAUGUCGCUCUAGAUCGAGAGAUUGACUCUUCUGGAGAGUUCUGCAUAGGCCCCUCUUGCGAGCGAGGAUGGCAUACGCCGGAAGAAACAGCAGCUUCACGUUCUCACUUCAGCCCGGGACCGUGGCCCGAUUUAUCCUCCUUUGGAACCGCUCUUGUCGAACGAGAGCUUGCAUCUCUUGGAAAGCGCCUAUCUGCUGGAACACCUGGCGCACCACGCGGAUCCCUCGAUGAGCAGAUCGCUGUUCUCAAUAUGGCCAAAGAGGUCAUGUCUAGAAUCCAUGAGCGUACCCUUAUUGGGAAAGUAUCCGAACCCGUUUUGUGGCACACCGACCUCCACAUGGGUAAUAUCUAUGUUUCCGAAGAGAGCUCAGAGAAAAUAGUAUCACUCAUCGACUGGCAGUCCAUCGUAGUCUCGCCGUUGUUCUUGCAAGCACGCUUCCCAGAAUUUCUCUCAGUCGAUGAAGACUACCCUCUUGGUACUAUGGGGUUCCUAAGUUGCCCCCUAAUUUCGACGAGAUGGACACUGACAAUAAGAUAUUUGCCGAACACAAAUUGA
Messenger RNA from Alternaria atra, 576 nucleotides. RefSeq lists its product as uncharacterized. The coding region runs from base 1 to 576 and encodes 191 amino acids. Gene Ontology annotation, cellular component: mitochondrion. NCBI's taxonomy places the organism in Eukaryota, Fungi, Ascomycota, Dothideomycetes, Pleosporales, Pleosporaceae. The transcript is spliced from 2 exons. The record is from RefSeq and is a predicted model, not a curated record.